UCAGAAUAGGGUGGGAAGGGCCCUUGGAGGUCGUCUAGUCCAGCCCCCUGCUCAAGCAGGAGACCCUGUACCGUAUACAUUUGAGACAGGUGGCCGUCCAUUCUUUUCUUAAAAGUCUCCACUGUUGGGGCAACCACAAAUUCCUUGUGUGUCCAAUCACACUUGGCCAAUAAAAAAUUCUGUUCUAUUCUAUUCUGUUCUGUUCUGUUCUAUUCUAACUUCUGCAGACCAGUUGCUGUUGUUGGUAGUGGCAAAGUUGUGUCCGACCCAUCGUGACCCCAUGGACCACAUUCCUUCCUGUCCUUUACCAUCCUCUGGAGUCCAUUUAAGCUCACACCGACUGCUUCACUGACUCCAUCCAGCCACCUCAUUCUCUGUCGUCCCCUUCUUCUUUUGCCCUCAAUCUUUCCCAGCAUUAGGCUCUUCUCCAGUGAGUCCUUCCUUCUCAUUAGGUGGCCAAAGUGUUUUGAGUUUCAUCUUCAGGAUCUGGCCUUCUAAAGAGCAGUCAGGGUUGAUCUCCUCUAGGACUGACCAGUUUGAUCGCCUGGCAGUCCAAGUGGGGGAAAAGUGACAGGUUUCCAUCGGUCUUCUUCUUUAGGUUCAUAUAUAAGAUCUGUUUUUUUAAAUGGAAGCUGUUCGUUCCCUGUUGUGUUCAAUGUGGGUGUAUUGGAUUUCUUCUUGAGGUUCAUUUUUUUAAAGAAGCUCUUUGCUUACAAAGGAAGCUGGUGCCACCAGGAAAACCUUUGGGGGAAGUUCUGCUUGCAGGAUCCAAUCUGGCUCAGUCACCGGGACUAAAGAUUUAGUCUUCUCAGCUUUCGGACUCGUGCUGGAGCCCAUCCUCCUGCCCAUCUUCUAACUUUUUCACCAAAGUUCUGCUUGUUCGAGUUUCCUCGGAUGGAAAGCCCUGGAAGUAAGCAGCCCCUGGAAAUUAUGCAGAGGGGGGAACACUUUGGCCAAAGGUCCCUUCAGAGGAAUCUGGGGAGACCCUUGAAAUGCUCCAAAUGCGGAAAAUCCUUUGCUCACCGGUCCCUCCUUUUGAUCCAUCGGAACCUGCAUAUGGGAAAUGGAUCCCACCUGUGUUUUCUUUGUGGAAACUCCUUUCCUGGAAUGUGGAGCUUUGCCAAACAUCUCCGGAGCCACCCUGGACUGAGGCCUUAUAAAUGCGGAGAGUGCGGGGAGCAUUUUGCUAAAGGCUCAGACCUUGGAGCCCAUCAGCGAAUCCACCAGGGAAAGAGAUCUCAGGAAUCCUGGAAGCGCUGGGGAAGAUUUCCUGGAAGACGGCGUCUUUCUAGGCCUCAGAAGAGCCCAGCUGAAGAGAAGCCCUGCAAGUGUGUGCAAUGUGGGCUGUGCUUUUCUCAAAACUCACAGCUGCUUAAACAUCAACAAAUCCACACCAGAGAGAAACCUUAUCAAUGUCUGGAGUGUGGGAAAUCUUUCCACUUUAAACAAUGUUUUAGAAAACAUGAGAAAAUUCACACAGGGCAGAGUCCUUAUAAAUGUUUUGUGUGUGGAAAAUGUUUCACUCGGAGCUCAUCUCUUUGCAAACAUAAUAAAACACACACAAAGGAGGAAAGGAAAACGUGCCGAGAAUGUGGGAAAUGUUUUUCCAGCAAAUUCUGGCUGAUGCAACAUCAGAGAAUUCACACUGGAGAAAGACCCUAUAAAUGUCCAGAAUGUGAGAGACGAUAUGUGAGUUUGUCGGCACUUCGGAAACACCAAAGCACACACACAUCAGGAAGGCUCUAUAAAUGUAAGGAUUGUGAGAAAUGUUUUUUUUUUAAGGGAAGUCUUUUUCGACAUCAGAGUGUCCACACAGGGGAGAAGCCCUAUCAGUGCAUCCAGUGUGGAACAUUUUUUCGUACAAUAUUCAUCCUCAGAAGUCAUGAAAAUGUUCACAGAGGAGAGAAAAAAUUCAAAUGUUUAGACUGUGGGAAAGCAUUUGUUUCUUCAUUUACCCUUAGAAAUCACUGCCGAAUACAUACAGGAGAGAGGCCCUAUAAAUGCUCGGAGUGUGGGGAAACUUUUCAUUGCCAGAGACAUCUUACAAACCACAAGAGGAUUCACGCAGGAGAGGAAGCUUACAAAUGUGUGCAGAAAAAUGAAAAGUGCCCAGAAUGUGAGAAAUGUUUUGGCAGGAAGUCAAACCUAAUUCGACAUCAGAAAAUACACACCGGAGAAAGACCCUAUCAAUGCCCAGAAUGUGAGAAAAGAUUUGUGCAAUUGAGUGAACUUCAGAUACAUCAAAAGGGACACACAGGGGAGAAGCCCUUUAAAUGUGGGGAGUGUGAAAAAUGUUUUAUCACGGCAGCACGGCUACGGGUUCAUCAGAGAAUCCACACGGGGGAGAGGCCAUACAAAUGUGAAGAGUGUGGGAAAUGCUUUUCUCAAAAACACCACCUUACAUAUCAUCAGAAGAUCCAUACACGAGGGAAGCCAUAGCGAUUCACAGAGUGCGAUAAUGUUUUGUUCAAAAGGAAGACAUCAGAAAAAUCAGAGUAAAGGGGAAGAUGAGAGGUCAACUGAAUGCAGAGAGAUUGACUGUUUUCAUAUAUAGAGUUAAUUAAGAUUUAAAGUAGGCGAAAGGAGAUAUGGAAUUGAACAAUAGACUGUGAAUUUGAAACUAAAGUGCCAUAUGUGGAAAUGGUGGAUAAUUGUAAUUAUUGUAAUUGUAAAUAAUUGUAAUUAUUUGGCUAUCCGUGAUCAUCUCGGUAUAGUUCUCCAAUACUAAAGAUGUCCGGUGAUAUGGCCAGCAGCUGACACACCCAAUGACAAUUUUUAAGAGGUCAAGUUAGGGACUUUUGCAUUAUGGAUAUCAGCAAGGCUGGGUAUUCCUGCAGAAAAAAAUGAUAUGAUAGCUAUUUCAGUGAGGGAAAAUUUAAUUGGGGAAGAUUUGCUUCAGACCAAUUUAUAAUGUUAACAGGACAGCUUUGGGACUUUUUAAAAUGGAUAUAAAUAAAGCUGAGAACUUCAGGAAAAGAGACUUGAUAGACUCUCCUUGAAAGAAAGCGACUCUAUUCUAGGAAGAUAAGCUGGAGGGAGUGACUUAAAUAUGUUUUAAUUAGAAUGGAUUACCAUAUUUUUCAGAAUAUAAGACCCAUCUUCCCCCCCCCCAAAAAAGGUUAAAAUUUCGGUGCGUCUUAUACUCUGAAUGUAACCCCGUUCACCCACUGGCCCCCACACUUUGGCUUCUGCCUCCCAGCAAUUUACCUCCUUGCAGCAAGCAGCAAGAAGAAACAGCCCAUUUCACUUUCAGCACAGCCUGAUUAGCACAAGCAGCUGAUUGUCUGUCCCAUCAGCCUCCCGACCCUCAGCUGUUUCAGGCUGCAGGGAUUGUCAUUGCCUAUUGCCAGGCAGGACUCUGCUGCUUGCUGCAAGCAGGCAAAUUGCUGGGAGGCAGAUUUUUUUUUUCUUGUGAUGAAAAUGAAAAUGAAACUAAAGCAGGCUGUUUGCUGAAACGAGGCAAACUGAGAAGCAGAGUAAUUGUGAGCGUUUUAUGGUCUUACUUUCUUCUUUGUGUCCUUUUGUUGUAAAAUUUCUGUCUAGAAUCAACAAUUAGUUGGAAUUUAAAAAGCAUUUCACUAACUUAGUUGAAAUAUUACCUGA
Messenger RNA from Ahaetulla prasina, 3603 nucleotides. RefSeq names its product zinc finger protein OZF-like. NCBI's taxonomy places the organism in Eukaryota, Metazoa, Chordata, Lepidosauria, Squamata, Colubridae. Gene Ontology annotation, molecular function: DNA-binding transcription repressor activity, RNA polymerase II-specific. Bases 895 to 2439 code for a protein of 514 amino acids. Gene Ontology annotation, biological process: negative regulation of transcription by RNA polymerase II. The record is from RefSeq and is a predicted model, not a curated record. The transcript has 2 exons.